This is a messenger RNA of Bubalus bubalis (water buffalo), 5162 nucleotides long. It is a transcript of the gene KCNB2, whose product is annotated as potassium voltage-gated channel subfamily B member 2. The record is from RefSeq and is a predicted model, not a curated record. Gene Ontology annotation, cellular component: voltage-gated potassium channel complex; membrane. The coding region runs from base 657 to 3392 and encodes 911 amino acids. The transcript has 3 exons. NCBI's taxonomy places the organism in Eukaryota, Metazoa, Chordata, Mammalia, Artiodactyla, Bovidae. Gene Ontology annotation, biological process: potassium ion transmembrane transport; protein homooligomerization. Gene Ontology annotation, molecular function: delayed rectifier potassium channel activity; protein binding.
UCCCCGGCUCCGCCACAGACACACACCCACCAAGCACCCACCGCCCUGCGCCCCCGCCGGCCGCCGCGCCGCGGGCAGCCCGAGCGAGCGACAACUCCCCCGGCUGGAGCCGCUCGCCUUCCCGGCUCCUUCCGCGCGGCGAGCUGAGCCCGGCUCGAUUUUUUUUCCUUUUCUAUCCCAGCCCUCUCUGGUCUGGGCGCCGCCGGCGGCGGCAGGGGAAUGGGGACCCGCGAUGGGGAAGGGGGUGAAGAUCUCUGAAGAUUAUUGUUCUUUUUAAGGAUGCCUUAGCUUCCUUCCUCCCGCCGCCUCUCCGUUGAGCCUUCCUACUAGAGAUCGUGAACCAGAGUCAGGCAUGUAAAGAGAGGGUGGAAAAAAAAAAAAAAAAAGGCAAGAGCUCCAGCCAGCCGGGGAGACCCUCCUCUCCGUGGAGGGGAGGGGGAUUUCCAGCGACAGAUCAUUGGCGAAGGGGACCGUCGCGGGGAGAGGAGCCCCGGAGGGAGCGGGGAAUCCCACAGCUCUUUGUGGAGCCCGAGCCGCCUGCCGAGCGGGGUCGGUGGGAGCUAGGUGGAUCCAUGGAAAUGCCUGCCGCAGAGGGAUCUAGCUUAAGUUGACCUUCCAGCAGCGCAUCCUUUUGAGGACCCUUUGUGCAGUCCAAAAUGGCAGAGAAGGUUCCGCCUGGCUUAAACAGGAAGACGUCAAGGUCUACACUUUCUCUUCCACCGGAACCAGUGGACAUCAUUAGGAGCAAAACGUGCUCCCGGAGGGUGAAGAUCAACGUGGGGGGCCUCAACCACGAGGUCCUGUGGAGAACGUUGGACCGGUUGCCCAGGACCCGCCUGGGGAAGCUCCGGGACUGCAACACGCACGAGAGCCUCCUGGAGGUGUGCGAUGACUACAACCUGAACGAGAACGAGUAUUUCUUCGAUCGGCACCCAGGAGCCUUCACUUCCAUUUUAAAUUUCUACCGGACAGGGAAACUCCACAUGAUGGAAGAAAUGUGCGCUCUCUCUUUCGGCCAAGAGCUUGAUUACUGGGGGAUCGAUGAGAUCUACUUAGAGUCGUGCUGCCAAGCCAGGUAUCAUCAAAAGAAGGAGCAGAUGAACGAAGAACUGCGGCGGGAGGCGGAGACCAUGCGGGAACGCGAGGGUGAAGAGUUUGAUAACACCUGCUGCCCUGAGAAGAGGAAGAAACUCUGGGACCUGCUGGAGAAGCCCAACUCGUCCGUGGCUGCCAAGAUCUUGGCUAUCGUGUCCAUCUUGUUCAUCGUCCUCUCCACCAUCGCACUGUCUCUUAACACGCUGCCAGAGCUGCAGGAGAUGGAUGAAUUCGGACAGCCCAAUGACAACCCCCAGUUGGCCCACGUGGAGGCCGUGUGUAUCGCCUGGUUUACCAUGGAGUACCUUUUACGUUUCCUGUCCUCACCCAACAAAUGGAAGUUCUUCAAAGGCCCACUGAACGUUAUCGACUUGCUGGCCAUCUUGCCGUAUUACGUCACCAUCUUCCUCACGGAGUCCAACAAGAGUGUGCUGCAGUUCCAGAACGUUCGCCGCGUGGUCCAGAUCUUCCGGAUCAUGCGGAUCCUCCGGAUCCUGAAACUCGCCCGGCACUCCACGGGCCUGCAGUCCCUGGGCUUCACCCUCAGGCGGAGUUACAAUGAACUGGGCUUGCUGAUCUUGUUUCUGGCCAUGGGGAUAAUGAUAUUCUCCAGCCUGGUAUUUUUUGCCGAGAAGGACGAGGAUGCCACCAAGUUCACCAGUAUCCCGGCUUCCUUCUGGUGGGCCACCAUCACCAUGACGACUGUCGGUUAUGGAGAUAUCUACCCAAAAACGUUAUUAGGGAAGAUUGUGGGAGGUCUCUGCUGUAUCGCAGGGGUUCUGGUGAUCGCCCUUCCCAUCCCAAUCAUUGUGAACAAUUUUUCUGAGUUUUACAAAGAGCAGAAACGCCAGGAGAAAGCCAUUAAGAGGAGAGAGGCUCUGGAGCGUGCCAAGAGGAACGGAAGCAUCGUGUCUAUGAACUUAAAGGACGCCUUUGCUCGAAGUAUGGAGCUGAUAGACGUGGCCGUGGAGAAGACGGGAGAGUCGGCCAACACCAAGGGCUCCACGGAUGACAAUCACCUCUCUCCAAGCCGGUGGAAGUGGGCCAGGAAGGCUCUGUCGGAAACCAGCUCCAACAAGUCUUACGAGAAUAAGUACCAGGAGGUAAGCCAGAAAGACUCCCAUGAACAGCUUAACAACACUUCUUCCUCUAGCCCGCAGCAUCUGAGCGCCCAGAAGCUGGAGAUGCUGUACAAUGAAAUCACCAAGACGCAGCCUCACUCUCACCCGAACCCCGAUGGCCAGGAGCAGGCCGAGAGGCCAUCCGCCUACGAGGAAGAGAUAGAGAUGGAGGAGGUGGUCUGCCCGCAGGAGCAGCUGGUGGUGGCACAGACCGAGGGUGUCGUGGACAUGAAGAGCACAUCCAGUAUCGACAGCUUCACCAGCUGCGCCACCGACUUCACGGAGACCGAGAGGUCGCCCCUGCCGCCGCCCUCUGCAUCCCACCUGCAGAUGAAGUUCCCACCUGACCUCGCCGGGAUAGAAGAGCACCAAAGAGCCAGGGCUCCCCCCUUCUUAGCCCUAAUCAGGGAGAAGGGGCCCACGGCAAGGGAGGCCACCCCAGAAUAUGCUCCGAUCGACAUAACUGUGAACCUCGACGCCGCUGGCGGGCCCCAGGGUGGGCCCCACGGCCCUCUGCCGACGGACAGUGCCUCCGAGAGCCCCAAGAGCUCGCUGAAAGGCAGCAACCCGCUCAAGUCCAGAUCGCUCAAGGUCAACUUCAAGGACAGCAGAGGCGGGGCCCCGCCAACCCCGCCCAGCACAGCCAGGCCGCUGCCAGUCACCGCGGCGGACUUUCCACUCACCGCACCCCAGCUCAUCAGCACAAUUCUCUUAGAAGAAACCCCCUCCCAGGGAGAUAGACCCUUGCUGGGUGCUGAGGUUCAUUGUCAAGGACCCUCCAAAGGGCUGACGCCUCGGUUUCCCAAGCAGAAACUCUUUACUUUCUCCACCAGAGAGAGGAGGAGCUUCACAGAAAUCGACACGGGGGAAGAUGAUGACUUCUUAGAGCUCCAGGGGACCAGGAGACCGGACAAGCAGGCAGACUCCAGCCCAAACUGUUUGACAGAUAAGCCUAGUGAUGGAAGAGACCCUUUAAGAGAAGAGGCCUGUGUGGGCUCUUCCUCUGCCCAGGACACAAGUCACAACUGUAGACAAGACGUUUACCAUGGUGUGGCAGAAGUGAAAAAGGACAACAGUCAAGAAGGGUGCAAGAUGGAAAACCAUUUGUUUGCCCCAGAAAUUCAUUCCAACCCGGGAGACACAGGUUACUGCCCCACACGUGAAACCAGCAUGUGACUAGUUACAAAAGCAAUAAUAACACUAAAACAAACAAACAAACAAAAAAACUUGUUUCUUAAAAAUGCGGUUAAUAAUGCCUGUGAACUAAAACGUGGGAAGCCCCUCCCUCCCAAAAAAAGUGCAUAAAAUGUUAUUUUUGCAUGGCAUGAACAGUUUAGUUUCAGUACUGUUUAAAUAAAGAAUCAAGACUCCAUUUUUGUAACAAACAAAAAUGACUGAAGAACACUGAACAAAUAAAGAGAGCUCUAUUAGGAACCAUAUUCUGCCAUGUCUGACAUUUUUGAUCCUUUCAUUUCAAAUUACAGAGUUUCGACUGUGAGCUUUUCUGUUAUGAUGAAUUUUAGAAUUUGCACAUGAAAGGAUGAAAUGUCAUUGCAUGCGUUCAUAAUUGCGAGGUGCAAGGUGCUUUGAGCUUGCAAAAUGCAUAACUUUGUAAAUAACGGGGCUUGGGAUGCAGAAGUGUCAAGAACAGACGGAAACAAGUUUCUGAGACACAGGCACUUCCUUCACUGCUACGGCCUGGAGGAGCUGUACAGACUUCUUGUUGCAAAACUGCAACCUCUUCUUAAACCAUCUCACAUAUCUUGCUUUGGGUUAUAAAGCUCUUAUAAGUACAUCUGUUUAAAGGAAUACAGUAUUUUUAUUGACUGAUGAUAUGACUCACAGGGUGCAUUUUUCUUUUUUGCUUCUGCUUAGUUGUGGCAUUUGUGGUUUUAUUUAUAAAUCAUGAAAAUAGGCAAGAUGUAAUGACCAGAUAUCCAAAAACUUGAAAUUGAGGCUUGAAAUUUUGCCAAUCAAUUACAUAUCCCUAAUAUUGUGGGGAAAAGUAUGUAUCAUGUCACAGCCUGUACAGAAAUGCAUUUUUUAAAAAUCUGAACAUACUUAAAAUGUGAUAUUACACAACUAAACUUUUUUUUAAUCACACUCCACUUCUGUAAAUCAGUUCUUUAAAAAAAAAAAAAAAAACUAUAUAUUGGCCACCUAAAGAUGACUAUUUUCCACUUGUAUCCAACAUAACCUUUUCUAUCUAAAAACCUAAAGAUAGAAUGUACAUAUGCCAAAAUGGGAAUUCUAAAAAGUGACUUUGGGCACACUAAAAGCAGAGCUAUUUAAGUCAGACUGCCACCCCACCCACCCCGACCACAUAGAGGUGGAUCUGGAAAUGAGGUACAUAGAAAGAACCCUGCCCUGAUAAUGGGUCUUUCAGUAUUUCCCAGUGUGAGGAGGGAACACUGCCAGGUGAGGAGGGCUGCAAACUCCAGCAGCACCAUCCUGUAAUUGCAGCACCUAGAAACACACCCUCACGUUUCCAGCGCCCCCAAGUGGUGGAGGAUUGAAAGCAAUAUUUCCACCAUUUUUACUGACAGCCGCGAAAUGCACAGGUGUUAACGGUAUUUGGCGCUCAGUUCAGUUCAGACGGCGCUAGUGGUAAAGAAUUCGCCUGCCAAUGCAGUAGACGCAAGAGACGCGAGUCGAUCCCUGGGUCAGGAAGAUCCCCUGGAGGUGGAAAUGGCAAUUCACUCCAGUUUUUUUGUCUGGAAAAUUCCGUGGACAGAGGAGCCUAGCCGGCUACCAUCCAUGGGCUCGCAGAGAGUUGGACAUGCCUGAGUGUCAUAUCAACACAAAUACAGGAUAUUUGCUGGUGGCUAUCUUGUUGGUUCAGACUGUGCUAGAAGCCAGCUCAUUUGGAUCCACUUUGCCUUACAGGAAAUCAAAGCUCUAGCUCCAGAAAUGUAACUACCUGCGGGGUAAUCCUGGGUGAAUCUU